This is a messenger RNA of Ilex paraguariensis (yerba mate), 825 nucleotides long. The record is from the annotation of a GenBank genome assembly. NCBI's taxonomy places the organism in Eukaryota, Viridiplantae, Streptophyta, Magnoliopsida, Aquifoliales, Aquifoliaceae.
AUGACCCAAUCCAGGGAAGAUAAACUAGUGGAGCGUGCAAAAGCAUUAAAAAUAACUGCUGGAACUGAACCCGAUGCAGACCUUGGUCCAGUGAUUAGCAAACAGGUGAAGGAACGGAUAUGCAGAUUGAUCCAAAUGACUGUUGACAGUGGUGCCAGACUAAUUCUUGAUGGAAGACAGAUUGUGGUUCCACAAUACGAACUGGGCAACUUUAUUGGUCCCACCAUCUUAUCUGAUGUCACUGACAACAUGGACUGUUGCAAGGAGGAAAUUUUUGGACCAGUUCUUCUUUGUAUGCAGGCUGAUAGCUUAGAUGAGGCCAUCGGCAUUGUUAACAGACAUAAAUAUUGCAAUGGGGCUUCUAUAUUUACUUCAUCUGGUGCGGCUGCAAGGAAAUUCCAGACUGAGAUAGAGGCUGGGCAGGUUGGCAUAAAUGUUCCUGUUCCAGCGCCCCUGCCUUUUGUCUCAUUCUCCGGCUCUAAGGCGUCGUUUGCUGGAGAUCUGAAUUUCUAUGGCAAGGCUGGAGUUCAUUUUUACACGCAGAUUAAAACAGUGACUCAGCAAUGGAAGGAUUUUUCUGAUUGCGGUGAAGUAUCCCCAGAACUGCAACUGAAGGAUUUCCCAAGUAGUGAUGAAACUUGCCUGGCAUUACAUUCGAAGGAACUCCCAAGUAGUGAUGCAGGAUUCCUGGUGUCACAAUCGAAGGAGUUCGCCAGUAGUGAUGGUGUUUUCAUGGCACUACAAUCAAAAGAUUUUCCAAGUAGCAAUGGCAUGUCGGCCGCGAUAACAGCAAUUGAUGGAUCAGAGUGGACCAAAAAUACCUAG